Tricharina praecox is the source of this 610-nucleotide messenger RNA. RefSeq lists its product as uncharacterized. The transcript is spliced from 2 exons. The record is from RefSeq and is a predicted model, not a curated record. Lineage: Eukaryota; Fungi; Ascomycota; Pezizomycetes; Pezizales; Pyronemataceae. The coding region runs from base 11 to 610 and encodes 199 amino acids.
CUCAUCCACGAUGCAGUUCAAGUUCCUUAUUGCCUCCCUGGCCUUUCUCGCGGGAAUAAGCUCCACCGCCGCCAAGGUGGUCAACUUCAAUGCUCUCACCCGUCUCGAGAACAUGGACCUUAAGGCUCUGGGAAACCAGCUCGCUCACCUCGAACACUCCGAGCCUUCGGUCAUCAAGGCAGCUCUCCACGAGGCAGUCAUUGGAACCGAGCUCGAGAUCCACUUCCUGUCCUCCGAGGACAAAGUCAUUAACCGUCCCGUCGCCUCCGCCGCCGACAACCGUAUCGCUUGCGACACCACCAACGAGAGCCCCGAAAUCUGGAUCAUGAUUUACACGGCUCUUCUUGCCGGCAAGAAGGGCGGCAUCUGUAAAAUGCAUCCCCUCAACGACUGCAACCUGAUUACCACUUUUAUGGGCGCGAAGAUCGAGUUCUGUGGUAAACCAUAUAAAUUUUCACUCGGAUGUGAACUCAUCACUGGCCUUUCGGUCGCCGCGUCGAACGAGUGCGUGAAGGAUUACGGUAACGGCAAGCACCGCACUUCGGGCCGCAGCGUCUUCGGUGGUGGUCCCGUCGAGAUCCCCGCCCAGGUGAGGAACUCGCGUUACUAG